Molecule: messenger RNA, 3505 nt
Organism: Ceratitis capitata (Mediterranean fruit fly)
Lineage: Eukaryota; Metazoa; Arthropoda; Insecta; Diptera; Tephritidae
Gene: spoon
Product: A-kinase anchor protein 1, mitochondrial
Exons: 5
Coding region: 202-1947 (581 amino acids)
Molecular function (GO): RNA binding
Source: RefSeq, a predicted model, not a curated record
CAUAUUGUUAUUGUGUGUAUGAAAGAAAAUACUCUAGACACGUGUUUAAUGUUGCGAAGUGUUUGGUGGAAAUUAAAGAAAAGUUUGCAAAAUAAUUAAUAUAUUCAAAUUGCGUAUUGUUGAAGGCUUUGAAGCAGCUUUGAUUAGCUGAAUAUUCUUAUAUUUUUACUGUGUUUAAUAAGUUUUCAAUAUUCUACGAAAAUGGUUUCUGGUCGCCCCCUUUUAUAUAUGUCACUGCCGGGAGUAGUAUUUAUUCUCGGUGUAUUUUGGUACCGACGUCGCAAUAAAAGUCGUUCAAUGGAGGAUACAACUGUGGAAGAACCAGAGAAUAUUAACAUGAAAAUCACAAAAGAAUCAUCAACACCUCAUGCAGGUGUAAAUUACAUGCUUAGCAAAUCAGAACCCUUACAGAGUGAUUCUAUGAAUAUAAAUAAUAAAAACAUAGACGAAGAGAGUCCAACUGGGAGACUUUUUGGCAAAUCGGCUCCAAUAAAAAUUGUUCAGAACUCAAGAGGCUCCCCAGUUAAACAACAAGUUGAUUCAGAAGUACUUAAAAGCAAAAUUCAAAAUGCUGAAGAUAAAGUACUCCGUUCAAUUGAUGAAGACUUUGAAAAUUUAUCAUCUCCGAUUGAUUUGCCAGACUCUAUUGAUAAUCGCAUUACGUUUUAUUCAAGGAAUGUAAAUUGUAAGAAUGACGCUCCAGUUGUAGUGAGGGCAACUCGCACUCCAAAAAUAUCUCCUGAAAAUUCUUUCCUUGAAAGUAAAUACAUCAAAGAUUGUGAAGAAAAUAAUAAUUCUGAGCCUAUGACAAAAACAACAACAGAAAAAAUUGAUGUCAACCAGAAAGAAGAAGCAAAAAUAUCUGAAAAUCAUAUAAUAAUUGAAAAUAGUUUUAACAAACAAAAUGCAAUAGAAGUUAUAGAUCAAGGGAAUACUGUUCUUGAAAAUGAGGAGCGCAAUGUUGAUGCUGCUAGUCCCUCAUUAAGUUCAUGUAGCGAUCAGUCAGGCGAUUCUGGAAAAGGUUCAAGUUUGCCACGGUCCGAAGCUAAUCGUGCCAAAACCAAAUAUGAGUUCUUCAUCCCAAAUAGUUUUGUCGGCCAAUUGUAUGGCAGGAAACACACGUUUAUAAAUCAUAUUAAAGUUAAAACUUCAGCAGAUGUGGAUGUACGCAAAACAUAUUAUGGCGGUAUUGUGGUAUGCAUAUGUAGAAUUGAGGGCUCUGAUAGUGAAAUAAAAGCUGCUUUGGCAAUGAUUAGACAGCGCCUACCCAUUAAACGUUAUCCAAAUUUUACCAUGCAGAAAAUAAUUUUUGCACCCCCUGAAACUGUAGUUCCUUUAUCCAUCGAAAACAUUCAAAAUUUACAGCUUAAACUUAUAGAAGGCAUCAAUAAUGAUGUACGGGUUUCUACUAUUAUAAAUGCCGGACAUAUGUUCGUGCAACAACCUUUGCAUCCUACUGCUCCUAAACUAGAUGUUCUUAAUAAAUGUAUAUCAGACAGCUAUGAAACAAUGGUUACGCCUCCGUUGCCUCGAGUUGAAUUGAAUGCUAUUUGCGUUAUGCCAGCUAACGGACUUUGGUUAAGAGUGCAAAUUGUCGAUCAACACGACGAUGGAAAACAUUGCUUAGUGAAAUUAUUGGAUUGUGGAGGUUAUGUGACUGCAGAAUUUAGCCAGUUACGGCAAAUUAGAUCAGACUUUCUGACUGUGCCAUUCCAAGCAACAGAAUGUGUUCUGUCAAAUGUGGAACCAAUCGAUUCUAUCUGGUCACAAGAAGCUGCGGAAGUAUUAGGGUACCUUACAGGCGGUAUCAUUUUACAAGCUCAAAUAGCGGGAUACAAUAGUCUUAAUAUACCAGAAGUUUAUCUGUUUGCUAACUUAGGUCCAAAUAACAUCAUUUUCAUAAAUAAAGAACUUGUCGCUAGAAAUCUAGCUAAGUGGGUUGACUGAUUUAAAGAAGGAAGCUUAUGUAAAAUCUACUAAUUCAGAAGCUACAACUAUCAUCUAAUUCAUUUUCAAAUAUUUAAAAGAACAAAAACGCUUUUUAACUAUUUAGAAAUAGUAAACGUAUUUCAUUAGGUAAGUUAUCAUUCGCUUAGGAUACAAAAGUAAUCAAUUGUAAUGCCCAAUUUUUUGUGGAGAGAGCUUAAAUUUCAUAUUCGAAUGUUAACUUUUGACUUUUAGUAAAACAAAGUUAUGAAUUAACCUUAUUGAGAGUUAUCUCUGUACCGUAAAAACGGACGGCAGAGUUGUGAAGAUUUUGAAGUCUUUGAGGCAUUAUGCGACACUCUGUGUUGUACUAAAUAGUCAUUUGUGUCAAGUGAAUGAACCUGUUGUAAAUAUGAAAUAUUAUUAAAACAAUCGCCAAAAUUGAGGUGAGAAUAGUAUAUAGAUAGUAAUAUAUCAAGCAAUAGAAGGCUCGUAUUAAUUCUGCCGGACAAAAAGUUUAAAAUAACUCUUGUACAUAUAUGCAUAUUAAACUUUUAUUUUAAUAUAUAUAGUAUAUUUUUACCUCUCUUAUUGAUGCAUAACAACAUAUGUUAAAAACAUAUACUUAUGUAUAUUUUUUUACUAAACCUAAUAAGAAUGUAAAAGCAGCCUACAUGUUUGCAGUAAGGCAUUUUGAUGGAAGUCGGAGAGAAACAUCUGAAACCAUUACCUAUUUUAAACACAUGCAGCUUAUAUCUCCUGAAAAGAAUAUCUCGUUUUAUUAGCUUUUCUUUUUAAUAAAAUUCAUUCACAUGUAUUUUUUUGUUUUUGACGGUUUUGACUUCAAUUUUUGGCUGUCCUUUGAUUCCCCUAUUGGUGACAAAAAAAAAAUGCAUCAAAAUGCCUCCUGUGCGUUGUAAUUCACAUUUCUACUUGAAUACACUUAAAUAUAUUAGAAUUUAAAGUAAUUUUCUAAUAAGUAAUAUUCUAGGCCUUUUAAGUAGAUAUAAGUAUGCUAAAUGUAAUGUGUAAGUAAUCGUUCAGUUAUUCUUUAAAAAUGUCAUAUUUAUUUUGCACCUUAUAUACUAGCCAGAAGGCAUGUUUUACAAGUAUGAAACCCCAUAAACAUUAGUGUUAAUUAUUGUUUUGAUUUUGAAUUAGUUUGUUAAUUUUAUAUAUAAAUUUAUAGAUUUAAAUUUAUUCAUAAAUUGAUUUAAUGAAACGUUAUAAUACUGAAUAUUACAACUGGAGUAUACAUAGACAUAAAAACAAUGGAGAUUUUCUAUUAUGAAAAAAUAAAAAUAUAUUGCUUUGUUCAUCGUUCUACUGCACAUUGAAGCCAAUUACACCGAUAGCUAUGCAGAAAUAAUAAUCUUAUGAUACUAUAUCAUACAUUUCUGGAACUCUGUUUUAUGUAUUGAUCAAAAAGUGGCAUAAUUAAUGUGGCGCCUACAGCUCUAAUGCAUAUUACAAUGCAAAAAAUAUGUUAUCAAGAUUCAUGCAGAGUACGUUAAGCAGUCGCAAAAGUAAGUUGACUGAAAAAUAUACUCUAAUAAAGAGAACGUUAUUAAAUCGUUAA